Molecule: messenger RNA, 7418 nt
Organism: Exophiala dermatitidis NIH/UT8656
Lineage: Eukaryota; Fungi; Ascomycota; Eurotiomycetes; Chaetothyriales; Herpotrichiellaceae
Exons: 2
Coding region: 1440-1931 (163 amino acids)
Source: RefSeq, a predicted model, not a curated record
CGUCUGCCUCCUCCAUCUCCACUUCCUCUCACCAUCCCUUCACAGGUUAUGAGCCCUCCACUCUCCUCCCAUCUCCUUUUGCUCUCUCUCGCUCGGUCCUCUCUAGGUCUUGAUCUCUCUUGAGUCUUCGAUCUUCACUCUCUUUGCCCCGUGUUCCCUGUCCCUUCGAGAGCCCACUGGCAGUGUCCCGCUGCAUCUAGUGUUAGCCCUGAGGUCGCCCACGACCACAGUGGCAAGAAGCCGAGAGAGCUAGCUAUCCGAAGUAUUGUAUCUUCCUUGACAUUCCUUCAUCGGAGUCGCGGUUGAGCAGUGUCACACUUCUGACGAGUUCUCAGGAAGCUUCAAUACCCUUUGAAAACGCUGGGAACCGCAGAGGACCGUGAAAUCUGCUCAAAUACGAUUGCGGAUACGCUACGCUCUCUCACAAAGUGUAUUCAAGUUGAGAACGCUGGGCUUGUACAACACAUGGAGCUAUUGGGGCCGUGUCAGAAGGCGGCUUCUGGGAGCAGAAAUGCAUUCUUCGACGGGGUCGAGGAUUUCUAGCACAAGGAUUUCUUGCUUGACACGGUCCCAUGUGCGGUGUGCCGCAAGUGGUGCGGCAGUCUGGCAAUGAGUGAAUCUUUUCCCCGCGUCACUGCUCGCAGUGACAGAGGGUACAGUGCAACUCAUGAAGGAUCGUUGUGGACUACAACGUCCGCCUCCAUGUGGAGCUCGAGCACUCCUCACAAAGUUCUUAAGGUCUAUGGCAGAGGGUCAAAGUCUUGGCGGGUAGACGGGGUUGUGCCGUAUCUGUCGCUGUGCAGGUACGGGAGCUCCGUUUACGCGUGUGGCCCACGAACACAUGCGUAGGCCCACCACGGCGUGGGGUGCACACUUGUUGUCGACGACGGCGCCUGAGCUUGCGUACAUCGCGUACAAUGUCAAGCCAGGCUGGUCGUCCACAACUUGAGUGCGCCCUGGGGUCGUGGGUUUUACCAUGUCCGAGCAUGACCCGAAGCCGCAAAUGAAAUUAUGAUGAUUGGAACGAGUGUCUCGAAAGAGAAGGAAGAUAUGACCGGGCCUGGCCAGCCCGGGGAGUCUUUGAACUCGUUCCAUACAAAUGUCUAUGUCUCUACCUCCCUGAGGCCUGCUCGGGAGGGAUGUACAAGUGUCAAAGGAAAUUAUGUCGGCGUCGACCUCGAUGUGCGCAUAUCCCACGAAUGAACAAAUCUGGAAGACUCUCGACCACUGCUCGGCGUCGAAACCUCCUCGCACCCGGAUAUGACGGCGGGAAUCUGUAUCGGCUCUUUUUGCGCGGUCCACCUGCUUGCCACUCUUGCUAGAAGCAAAAGCAGCUGCCGUGUGGACUGUGGAUCUAGUCGGACGGAGGGACGUCGGUCAGGGGUCUGGUUUCAGCACACGAGAGUGGUGGGAUCUUCUCCGAAUACUAUUAUUGAACAAUGUGUCUGCGCGAGAUGCGAGGCCAUUGUGAGAAAACUCUUGCUUGGAAUCUGACCAAGAUGCAACCAGCAGAGCAAUAUUGUUAUAUUCCCGGAUGCCGUGAGCCUGAUCAGCCUCGGAUUCGGGAUGAAAAGUUUUGGUCCUGCGCGCGCAAUUACCUGGGAACAGACAGAACAAGGCAAGGCCAGCAGCUGUCUCGUUUGCAAGCAGGCAUUCGAGCUCCAGCUACUGAGAGAACCCGCCUUCUGUACAGCCUGAAGGGUCAAUGCCGGCAGAGACGCAGACUGUCCCCGAGCUUAGAAGUGCCUGAUCAGCACUGGGGCUCGGUGGAACAGAAUAAAAUGUGCCACAUUUACUGCUUGUACCUGCAGGGCAAGUCAGGAAGAACUGCCCACUGGAGAGCACUCUUGGUGCACUUAGGUGGAGCCGAGUCAAAUGCCGUCAUCCAGAGCCACCGGGCAGCAAACGUCGCGGGGCAGAUGUCGAGCUGAAAUUAUUGUUAUGACGCCCCUUUGGGGUCGUGCAUCCUUGUCAAUUGCUCCUCUUCACCCUCUCUGACGCUCCAAUGUUCCGCUGAUUUUGCUCCUCGCUCUUGAAAACUGUGUUUGACUGCGCACGCUCCUGCGAGCAGGUCAAGCCCGUUGACAGGAGAGUGAGGACUUAAUCUCGGUACUGCCCUGGACGUCAGAAGGGGUACAGGAGGGGAAUGACAAAAGACGUUCGCCCAUCAUCGAGAUCAGCCGCAUUGUUACCGAACAUACCCGGCCAGAGAAACGAUCCGAUGCUUGAGCUUGACCGGCCACGCGAUGAAACGCCUACCCGGACAAUUCUGGAAACAAACGUUGGCUGGUGAUGGGUCCAACUACCAGCGGCCACCUUACCGCGGAGUCUCGAGGCGUGGCCAAACCACGCUGGACAUCUUGAAUCCAACCAUGCGUGUUUCAAACCACUGGGCUGGAAGCAUCAAUCCAUCAACCAAACUACUGGCAUGGAAGCAUCCAAACCAUUCAUGGGCCAAACCACUGGCAUACAUGAUAAAACCAGUUUGAUCCCACCACAUAUGAUCCAUACAAAACCCAAACCGCUGGGUCGAUGAUCCAAACAAGAUCCAAUCCAGGAUCAAGGAACCAAACCACACAAGAUCCGAUUUAGGAUCAAGGAACCAUCCGCAAGAUCCAACCCAGGAUCAGGUACCCAUCACAGGAUUCAACUCGCAUCUAGGAACCAUUUCAGGAUCCGAUUUUGAAUUCCAACCUCAACCAUCCAUCAAGGCAACCUGCAAACCUCUGCACGAUGCCAAACCACAAACAAGCCAGACCUCAAACCACCAUACCUGAAACAACCAAGUUCAUUCAUGCAUGCCCCAAUGCAUGAAUGACCAUUUGUCCAUCAUGCAUCCCUGCAACCAAACGAUGUGACAACCAAACCUCCAUCCCUGGAGGAGCCAAUUCUCAUCCAGGACAACACACGUGCGCUGACCCCCGGUGCACUUCAACUGUCCUUGGACAGUCUACUUGCUGUACACUUCAGGCCAAUUCCUGUCGUUGUCUUGCGCUUAAACGCCUCAGGCCAAUACCUGUUGUCGUUUCACUUUUACCUUUUUCAUCAUGAGUUACAUGCCUUGUGCAUGGCCUUGGAGAAGAGGACAGCGUUAAAUGAAGAGGACUUUCUUGCAGAUUCUGGUCUAUGUCUUUGUCUCGUUGAUACUGUAUAUUUGCGCAGAGAAUACCUGCUGUCACAUUGGAUAUCGCUCAUAGUCCUCCGGCCCCCAGGUGCCUGAUUCGCCCCUCCUCGCAAAGCACCCCUUUCCACAGCAAAAACUGCCAACCUUCCGCCAGAAGCCAGAGAUCGUGUCCUAUACAAGAGCUCCGUUGCGCACAUUUCUGCCGUUCUUCUUUUUCAUCAUGGACAGGGUUUUCUGCAUGCACUGUCGUUUCCACCAAUCCUUGAACCUGUCGAUCACUUUUUUUUUCUUGGCUGCAGACUCAGCCGUGGGCAUGGCGUCUCCUAGUGGUGAUCGAGAAUAUUCAAAGGAGCUCUGUCCUUUCAUCUGGCAUGAAUGGCUGAGCUUGAGGCCGUUUAUAUGCUGACCACCAUUGUGUUUGGCCCCCAGUACACCGGAUGACCUUGUCAACCCACUCCUGAGGCUAUGCAGGUCAAAUCGUUUCCAGGGGUGCACCCUCGAUGUCUGAGCUGAGCUGUCAUCAGAGAAGAAACUUUGGACCUGACGCAACGGUGGUCGGAAGACCUGGGGAGGAUCGGGAAAGUGAAGACUGAGAUUGAUGUCAGAGGAUGUCAAUGGUGGCCCAAAUUCUGGAGGUGCAAGCUGAGGCACAGGACCCAGCCGAGGUGUCUGCGAGCUCAUCCGAGUGCUGUUCAGGGGUUCAAUCACGCUGACAUUGCUUCGGUGUGAACGGACUGUGCGUACAGAUGCCUUGCGAACUAUAUCAAUCCCCCGUUUGACAGGCUGAGGCAUGGCAGCUAGCAUGCUUGUCCAUCUCCUUGGGACAGAGUCAAAUGCCGGCAGACUCGUUGACAGUACGGUCGUCGGUGCAUGCACCAGGACUGACUCACCACUCAAUUCAGCGUAACCUUCAACUGGCGACAUUGUGCUGACAUCUCGGCGGGACUCCUCUGUUAUCCAGUCGUCUUCGUGCCCGACGUUCUGCGUCUGCUGUUCACCAUGGUUGCCGUCAGCAAGCUGGCCGAGGCUGGUAGAUUUUCGCUUGGCUUUCAGCAUGAUGCGCAUACGUCGUCUCUGUUGGGAUGCCUGCAUGGUCAUAACAUCACUCCUUGACCUGCGAUGCAUGGAGUAUGGCUGACUCGGCUGCGAAUCUUCGGCAUCAGGAAUUGCCUUGCCAGAUUCCGAUGUGCUGGCAGCUAGUUCUGAAACACGUCUGAUCUUGAACCUGCCGGUGGGUGGGUCUGUAUCUAUAUCUGCCAUGUCUCCCGAGGUCAAUGAAACUUUCGUUCGAAUUGACGGAAGCUCGCUGGCCGAAGGGAGCGUCUGCCAGCCUGAAGAAAGUUGACACUCAGUCAUGCUAACGGACGAGAAGUUUGCUCGGGAAAGCUCUCGUGGAUUGUCUCGAUUUGGCUGGGGUGACAUUCUCGAAUCCAUACUGGCGAACAGGCGCCGGGGCAUCAGCUUGCGUCUCUCCGUGCUAGCAAGACUCGAGUGCCGGUAGGAGCUUGACGUUGCUGGUCUCUGUCUGGGUUUUGAAUGCAACUCCUUGACAAUGGUGGAGAUUUUUACAGUGCUUUCUGCGCUGCUGUAGUCCACAACAUCCGACAGUCCUGAAUCGCUCCGCCCCUCAAAGCGACUGAGCCCGUCAUCAUUCAGACCCAGGCAUUCGAUAUGCCUGUCAAGGAGAGAUUCAACUGUCGAUUUGUCGUGGAAGGUGUUGUGACUGUCCCGGAAAUGAGCAUCCGAACACACCGCGUUGACGACGACUUUCUCCUCCGGCACAGCACCAUGGCCGCCAUCAAUGGCCAAUCUAUCAUCUACCGAAGAUCCUGCGGCCAUGUCUGCCAGGGCCUGCAUGUCCGGUCGCUCUUCAACAGGGUUGAGCUUUGAAGGGGUUUGGCCUUUGAACAACGGAAUAGUGUGGUCUACCGGAUAGUUGUCCUGUAACUCGAGUAUGCGGCUGAACCUCUUCUGGCUCUGCGAAGACAUGGGUCUCUGAGGCAUCGGUGAGAGAAUUUCAAGUGUGUCCUUUGGAGGAACAUCUCCCGAUGUUUUUGGUCGAGCUCGAGGUCCUGAACCACCUGACACCAGCGAGAGGGGCCUAAACGUGAACGAUGGUAGCUCCCACUGUGGAUGGAUCAGACCAGCCUCGACGCCUACACUGUCUUCACCGCUCCUCUCCUGUUGAUAGUCGUACUCCAGAAGCUGUGAGAUGGACCUAUCAUGAGGCCGUCGGUCGGAGCUCGGCGAAUGCACUCUCGCAGCAAGGGAUGUAAGGUCGCGCGGGCUUCGACUUGCGUUGGGGAAAAAGGCACUCGAGUGAGUUGACCCACAAGUUCGGCGAGAAGCAGUCGAAGUGCGAGCAUUGUCUUUGUCCUCGCGCGAGGGCCUGCUUGGAUUUUCCUGAUAAGGAAGCACUGCUGGGUAAAUUGCCUAUUGUCUCAAUUAGCACAUGCAAACAUGAAGGCACUCCUUAAGGUAUGAUAGGAUUCUGACCUUCGACGUGGCACUGUUACUUCUCGCCGGAGUUGUUGUGGCCGCCAAGCUGGACACACGCCUCGGAAUCACGCCCGCGUAGCUGUACUUUGAUUGUUCGCUCGAUCGACGAUUGUGACGGGUCGGAAGUUCAGCUGGCUGAAACGUGGAGCCUUGCAUGAUGCCGAAAGGAGAUUGAGCUUGACGACGGUCAGGUACGCCUUCAUUUUCUGGUGCAGUCACGUCUUCGUUGAUGACCAGACUGACCGCGGAGAGCUCGGCGGGCUGAUGGAUGCCGUCUCCUUCCCAGAAGGACUCGGAGUAAUCGUAGUAAUGAGGCGUGGUGGAUUCAGUCGGCGACUUUGGCAACCCUCUGAAUGACCCUGCGCUGUUGUUCCAAGUCCCACGGGCGUUGUGCAGCGAGCUGGACAUGGGCGUGGUUGUCCUGUAAGGCGGGUACGAUGAGACCCCGGCUAUGUUCCUCGAAGACACAGCUGGUGAGGGCAUGCGAACAAAGGAAGAAAAGGAGUUAUUCAGCUCGGGACGAUAGCCUGGCAACCCGGGUCGCAUCGGAAACAGAGAUACCGGGGAGGAGGCCACGGUCCCAAUGCUACCUCCACGGGGGUACCCUCUUCUGUGUGCGUACCUGUACGGCUGUAGUACCUCACUGAAGGCCGGUGAGGAGGCUCGAUGACGAGGUCUCCUUGGAUGCCCUGAAUACACCAUUGGCGAGCUCGAAUGCAAGCUUUGAAAGUCUCGCUGGCUUCGUAAGGUGAUUAACGACCUAUGGGUAUAAAGGCCACGGGGCGCGAGCGGCGGCCCUGCGAGACCUUGAAGCCCGUGCGAUCUAUGCCGAUGUCCAGCUCUUCUUGGCCGUAAGCCCGAGUGCUGGGAAGCUGUGGUGGAAUAUAUAGUCUCCCGACCUGAGAGACCGGAGGAAGAUGGAACGGGCCUUAAGCCAUGAUGCCGAUGGGAGCGUCGUGCCCGUGGAGACCGUUGAUGACGAAGCUGAGAUGCGAAGGAGGUGUCGAAAGAGCCAGACCGACGCCGUGUUGAUUGGACUCGAGAUCCAGCGCGAGGUAUUCUGGACGGCCGUAUAGCAAAAGGCCCGCUGUCACCUAGCUCGGUUGUCGUUCUCAACAUGCUCUGAACGGCGCUGGAACGAAGAGAGGUGGCAGAUGCUGUAGGGGCGCCAUUGUCCGCCUUUGUUUCAAGAGAUGAUACGAUCCUUUGCACAUUGGGGUGGAUCUCUUCGAGAGGCAUCGCGGACUCGCGCUGUCCAUGCCGGUAGGGAUAGAGAACAAUGGAACAACGGCUGAUAGACAGCUGGAGUAAGAGAAACCAAAGGAGUUGAUGACAAUCGAUGGCAGCGUAGGCAGGAAAUUGCAGAAGAAAGACACUCAAGCAAGACAAGGGAGGCAUCUUUUCAGUGCCAGUGUUUUGUUGCGUGGGUUACUGCAGUGGAAGGAGCGCGUCUGGUGCUUGGCAUCGAUCAGGCUGGGAAGGAACAGGGGAAACAUCCAGCAACUCAAACUUGAAGGGCAGGACGAACGAGGCAGAACUUCAACUUGACUGAGAUUGUAUCAAGCUGUCAGAAGACUCGGAUGAAAAAUAAGACUCGACAGAGGAAAUGCAUGUUUGCCCACGAGAAGACUGCACACAUACACAAACCAAAAGCAUACUCACUGUAUAGCAUGCAACCCUCAUGACAGUAGGUACUGUUUCCGCUGUGGAUAUCAUCAUCAAUCCCAACCACAUACCAUGAUAUAGCUGUCUAGUUCAUGUCGGCAUCAUUCCAAUCCCUCCUCCACCGCGGCCA